Tripterygium wilfordii is the source of this 680-nucleotide messenger RNA. RefSeq names its product 60S acidic ribosomal protein P1-3-like. The transcript is spliced from 4 exons. Gene Ontology annotation, cellular component: ribosome; cytosolic large ribosomal subunit. The record is from RefSeq and is a predicted model, not a curated record. Gene Ontology annotation, molecular function: protein kinase activator activity; structural constituent of ribosome; ribonucleoprotein complex binding. The coding region runs from base 129 to 467 and encodes 112 amino acids. Gene Ontology annotation, biological process: translational elongation; cytoplasmic translation. Lineage: Eukaryota; Viridiplantae; Streptophyta; Magnoliopsida; Celastrales; Celastraceae.
CAGUUUUAUAUGAGCUUGCCCUGAGUAGGGUUUUCUUUGGCUUAAAACCCUCGCUUUCCUUGCUCUUGUAUUAUCUGCAGUCGAUCGACUUCGGAGGGCUUGUUCGUCUCCUUUCCUGAGUUAAAACGAUGUCAAUUUCAGAGGCUGCUUGUACUUACGCCGCCGUCAUACUCUUUGAUGAUGGCAUUCCUAUCACCGCUGAGAAGAUCGCAACGUUGGUUAAAGCUGCUGGUGUGAAGGUUGAAUCAUAUUGGCCAGGUUUGUUUGCAAAGCUUGCUGAGAAGCGGAACCUGGGGCAUCUCAUAAUGAAUGUAGGAGCUUCUGGUGGUGGUGCCGUUGCAGUUGCAGCUGCCCCCGCUGCCGCUGGUGGUGCUCCAGAUGCCGCAGCUCCUGCUGCUGAGGAGAAGAAGAAGGAAGAACCAGCAGAGGAGAGUGACGAUGAUAUGGGAUUCAGCCUGUUUGAUUAGGAUCUCAUUUCAUUUUAAUUUUGUCCCGUCUCUCUUUAAUUUGGUCCUGUCUCUUAAUUACUUUAGUAGUUUCCCAUCAAAUAUUUUUUGUGGUUGUUAAAUGGCUUGAUAUUAGUAUUGGUGAACUAACGGUUAUGACUUGCUUCUGCACAAUGUGGAUUGCUACCUGAUAUAUAUAUAUAUAUAUAUAUAUGUAUGUUAUUUCAGGCUCUA